CCAGGGCAGAAUGUGAGACAUUUAAAUUCAUCAGACAAAAAAAGAUUCAAAGAAGCGGAGGGCUAACGUUACCCCCACAGACAGAGACACGGCAGAGGUAGACAUUCCUCAUUACAGUAACUGUUAGCUAACGGAAAUACAUGACAAACGAGCGCUAAGAUUUGACAAGUGCUUCAAAUAAUUCGGGAUCUUUCAGGAACGUCAAACCAGUCCGGACUGCACAGUAAUACAGCAUGGAUGAGAUAGUCAUAGCAGGAAUAUCGGGCCGUUUGCCUGAGUCCAACAACCUGGAGGAAUUCUGGGAAAACCUCAUCAAUGGUGUGGACAUGGUGACAGAGGACAACCGGCGGUGGACACCAGGUCUGUACGGUCUUCCAAAGAGGAAUGGUAAACUGAAGGACAUCAGCCACUUCGAUGCAGCCUUCUUUGGAGUCCACCCCAAACAGGCCAACACCAUGGACCCUCAGCUCCGUCUCAUGCUAGAGAUUGCCUACGAGGCAAUUGUAGAUGGAGGAGUGAACCCGGCCACAAUGCGCGGCAGUAAGACGGGCGUCUACAUUGGGGUGAGUGGCUCAGAGGCUGGCGAGGCGUUCAGCAGAGACCCAGAGGAGCUGCUGGGCUACAGCAUGACCGGCUGCCAGCGCGCUAUGUUGGCCAACAGACUCUCCUACUUUUUUGACUUCAGGGGCCCUAGUACCGCCAUCGACACAGCCUGCUCCUCCAGCUUGCUGGCUUUAGAAAAUGCCUUCCACGCUAUUCGCCAGGGCCAGUGUGAUGCAGCUGUGGUGGGGGGAGUCAACCUCCUGCUCAAGCCAAACACCUCUGUGCAGUUCAUGAAACUGGGCAUGCUCAGUCCUGAGGGGACCUGCAAGUCCUUUGAUUCAUCAGGAAAUGGAUAUUGCCGUUCUGAGGCAGCAGUGGUAGUGCUUCUGACCAAGCGGUCGGUGGCUAAAAGAGUCUACGCCACAGUGGUCAACGCUGGCAACAACACAGAUGGAUACAAAGAGCAGGGUGUAACGUUUCCUUCAGGUGAGAUGCAGCAGAGGCUGGUUCGUUCUCUCUACCAGGAGGCUAAUAUAGCUCCUGAGCAGGUGGAGUACAUCGAAGCCCACGGCACCGGAACAAAGGUUGGCGACCCACAGGAAGUGAAUGGCAUUGUUGGUGUGUUCUGUCAAUCAAAGCGAGAACCUCUCCUUAUUGGUUCCACCAAGUCUAACAUGGGCCAUCCAGAACCGGCCUCUGGUCUGGCUGCUCUGGCAAAGGUGUUGCUUUCUUUGGAGCAAGGUGUAUGGGCUCCCAACCUGCACUUCAACAGUCCUAACCCUGACAUUCCCGCCCUCACUGAUGGUCGAGUUGUUGUUGUUGACCGGCCUAUACCCAUUCGAGGCGGCAUCGUAGGCAUCAACUCCUUUGGAUUUGGAGGUUCAAACGUUCAUGUGAUCCUUCGUCCAGCUGAGAAACCAGCUGACGAGACUGCACCGCCCAGGACGUUUCCCAGGGUGCUACAGGCCUGUGGCCGUACAGAGGCUGCCGUGAACACCAUACUCCAAAAAGGCAAGGAACAUGCUGCGGAUGAUAGCUUCCUGUCUUUGCUGAAUCAAGUGUCAGGAGUUCCUACUGCCAGCAUGCCCUAUCGAGGCUACGCACUGAUUGGCACUGAGAGUGACAUCAUGGAGGUGCAGCAGGUGCAGGCCGCUACCAGGCCUCUUUGGUACAUUUUUUCAGGUAUGGGAACACAAUGGGCAGGUAUGGGCCGCAGUCUUAUGCAACUGCCAGACUUUAGAGAGUCCAUCUUGCGGUCCGAUGCAGCUCUGAAGGACACCGGGCUGGUUGUGUCUCGCCUACUCAUGGAGGCUGACGAUGCCACUUUUGAAGACACUGUUCAUGCUUUUGUUGGACUGGCCGCCAUACAGAUAGCUCAGAUCGACCUACUCACUAAGCUGGGUCUGCAGCCUGAUGGCAUCGUAGGACACUCCGUAGGAGAGCUGGCUUGUGGCUACGCUGAUGGCUCCCUCACUCACAGUGAGGCCAUCCUGGCUGCCUACUGGAGAGGCCGCUGCAUCAAGGAGGCCAACCUUCCCCCAGGAGGCAUGGCUGCAGUCGGGUUGACCUGGGAAGAAUGUCUUGCUCAGUGUCCUCAAGGAGUGGUCCCAGCUUGCCACAAUGCUGAGGACACCGUCACCAUCUCCGGUCCGCAGGAAGCGAUUAGUAAAUAUGUUUCCAAGCUGAAAGAGCAGGGAGUGUUUGCAAAGGAGGUGCGCAGCGCUGGAGUCGCUUUCCAUUCCUAUUACAUGGCCUCCAUCGCCCCAACCCUCCUGGCUGCUCUGAAGAAGGUGAUCAAGAUGCCGCGGCAGCGUUCAGCCCGUUGGGUGAGCACCAGCAUUCCUCAGUCUGAAUGGGACUCUCCUCUGGCUCUGUACAGCUCAGCUGACUACCAUGUCAACAACCUGGUGAGCCCUGUGCUGUUCCAGGAAGGCCUCAGUCUGGUGCCUGAAAACGCUGUGGUGGUAGAGAUAGCACCUCAUGCUCUACUGCAGGCCAUCCUGAAGCGUAGCCUGAAGCACACGUGUUCCAUCCUCCCCUUGAUGAAGAGAGGCCACACCAACAACCUUGAGUUCUUCCUCUCAAACAUAGGCAAAAUCUACAUGAACGGGGUCAACGUACAUGGGAACGGCCUCUGCCCAGUGGUGCAGUACCCUGUCCCAGUUGGUACCCCUCUGAUUGCCCCCUUGGUGCAGUGGGACCAUGCCCAGACCUGGGAUGUCCCCAAGGUAGAGGAUUUUUCCUCUGGCUCUGGAGGAACCAGUUCUGCCACAGUUUAUAAGAUUGACAUAAACCCAGAGUCUACAGACUACUACCUGACUGGACACUGCAUUGAUGGUCGUGUCCUGUAUCCGGCGACGGGUUACCUGGUGCUAGCCUGGCGUACCUUGCUAAGAAGUCUGGGGGUUGUCAUGGAAAUCACCCCUGUAACCUUUGAGGACGUCACUAUUCACAGGGCCACGAUCCUGCCAAAGACCGGCUCAGUCCAGUUGGAGGUGCGUCUCAUGCCUGCCACCAACAAGUUUGAGGUUUCAGAGAAUGGAAACCUGGCUGUCAGUGGUAAGGUGAGCAUUCUGGAGGAUGCAGCCCUUGACUCAUUCCGUAGUAGGAUAAGUCAACAAGCUGCCUACGAUGAAGGUGACCCUAAAAUGAGGCUUACGGCACAUGAUGUCUACAAAGAGCUGCGACUGCGUGGUUAUGACUAUGGGAAUGCUUUCCAAGGCAUCUUGGAGUCCAACAAUGCAGGAGACAGUGGGAAACUGCAGUGGACAGGAAACUGGGUGACCUUUUUGGACACCAUGCUACAGAUGAUCGUGGUUGGCCUGUCGGGUCGUAGUCUGCGUUUGCCAACCAGGAUCCGCUCAGUGUGUGUUGAUCCAGUUGUCCAUCUGGCGAAUGUCUGCAAGUACACUGACGGAAAGGAAGCUGUGGAUGUCCACGUAAACCGUUGCCUUGACAACAUUGUUGCUGGUGGAGUCCAGAUCUCCGGUCUGCAUGCCACUGUGGCACCCCGUCGGCAGCAGCAGCAGAAUCCCCCUACCCUGGAGGAGUUUGUGUUUGUUCCCUAUGUGGAGAUGGAGUGCCUGACAGCCAAUGGGAAACUUGCAGAGCAGCUGAGGCUCUGCAAAGGUUUAAUCCACAGACUGCAGCAAAAGUUGGCCCCUCAUGGUGUCAAGCUCUCCAUCCCCGGGAUACAAGUGGAGUCAGACGGUCCUUUACCCAACCCCGAAAAUUCUGAGCCCGGCCUGGUGCGGCUGAUGGCCCUGCUUUGCAGCCUGGAGCUGAAUGGGAACCUUCGAUCUGAGCUAGAACAGACAGUGGAGAAGGAGAGGGCGUGUCUGCUGCAGGAUAGCCUGCUGCAGGGGCUGCUCGACAGCCAGGCCCUCAGACACUGCCUGGACAUCACCAUAGAAAAUAGCAUGCCUGGAAAGAUCAAAGUCCUGGAGGCUCUCUCCAACGAUAGUCAGCUCUUCUCUCGCUUGGUUGCCCUCCUCAACAUCCAGCCCAUGCUGCGUGUGGAUUACACUGCCACAGCAACCAACCUGGACCUUCUUACCCCCCAUCAGGCCACCCUUGAGAGGCUGGCAGUUACAUCAGCUCAGUGGGACCCCCUGAUGUGUGCGGCUCCUGGAGGUGUAGUAGGAGGGGCAGACCUAGUGGUGUGUAACCACGCCUGGGGCCCUGUAAGGAAGGACCCUGCACUGCUGGUGGCAAAUCUGGCUUCUGGAGCCAAACAAAGGGGGUUUGUUCUUAUCCACACCUUGCUGAAGGGAGAGACUCUGGGGGAAACCGUUGCAUUCCUCUCUGGCACUACUCAGAGCAGCAGCCAGCAAGGACUGCUCACACAGGCUGAGUGGGAGAAGGUGUUCUCUGAGGCCUCUCUCAACCUGGUGGCGGUCAGGAAAUCUUUUUAUGGCACGGCCCUCUUUCUUUGUCGCCGUCAGUCUCUGGCCAAACAGCCCGUUUUCCUACCUGUGGACAGAACUGACUACACGUGGGUGGAAACACUUAAGGCGAUGAUUGCAGAGUCAUCAGACUGUCCAGUGUGGUUGACUGCCUCCAAGCCUCACUGUGGCAUUGUGGGAAUGGUCAACUGUCUAUUGCAGGAGCCAGGUGGCAACCGAAUACGCUGUGCGUUUGUGUCCAAUCUAAACGAGUCUUCUGCAGUACCGAGCCUCCAGCCAGCCCAUAAGUCUAUGCAGUCAGUGCUAGAAGGGGAUCUGGUCAUGAAUGUGUUCAGAGACGGACACUGGGGCGUCUUCAGGCAUCAGCUCAUCAGUCACGAUUUAAAAGAAGAGUUGACUGAGCAGGCAUACGUCAAUGUGUUGACUCGAGGUGACUUGUCUUCUCUGCGCUGGAUUGCUUCCCCACUCCGCCACUUUGUGACCAGCAACCCCAACGUGCAACUGUGUCGUGUCUACUACAGCUCACUCAACUUUAGAGAUAUAAUGCUGGCCACCGGCAAACUGCCACCAGAUGCUAUUCCAGGUGACCUUGCUCUGCAGCAGUGCAUGUUAGGUAUGGAGUUUUCCGGUUAUGACCCGAUUGGUCGGCGUGUGAUGGGGCUGCUGCCUGCUAAAGGCCUGGCUACAAGUGUAGAUGCUGACAAACGGUUUCUCUGGGAUGUUCCCUCCAGCUGGACACUGGAGCAGGCAGCUUCGGUACCAGUGGUCUACGCCACAGCCUACUACUCUCUGGUGGUGCGUGGAAGGCUCCGCCCUGGAGAAACUGUUCUAAUCCACUCAGGAUCAGGGGGGGUCGGCCAAGCUGCCAUCGCCAUAGCACUCAGCAAGAAAUGUAAAGUCUUCACGACAGUUGGCUCAAUGGAGAAGCGGACUUAUCUGCAGAAGAGGUUCCCCCAGCUCUCAGCAGAGUCCUUCACUAACUCCAGAGACACCUCAUUUGAACAGCACAUUCUUCUCCACACACAGGGAAAAGGUGUGGAUGUGGUGCUGAACUCUCUGGCUGAGGAAAAGCUGCAGGCUAGUAUUCGCUGCCUAGCCAGACAUGGACGAUUCCUAGAGAUCGGCAAAUAUGACCUGUCCAACAACUCCCCACUAGGCAUGGCUCUGUUCCUGAAGAAUGUGACAUUCCACGGCAUCCUGCUGGAUGCUCUGUUUGAAGAGGGCAACCAAGAGUGGGAGGAAGUGUCCCAGCUGCUGAAGGAAGGCAUUAUUGGAGGUGUAGUUCAACCUCUAAAGACCACAGUGUUUGAGAGGGACCAAGUGGAGGAAGCAUUCAGAUACAUGGCUCAGGGCAAGCACAUUGGCAAGGUCGUCCUGCAGGUCUGUUCUGAGGAGAGGGAAGCAGCAGUCCAAACUGCUUCCCCUUUGUCUUUUCCAGCUAUCUGUCGCACAUUCUGCCACGCCUCCCACUCCUACAUCAUCACCGGUGGAUUGGGGGGCUUUGGUCUGGAGCUCGCUCAGUGGCUGACAGAGCGAGGAGCUCGCAAACUGGUGCUGACUUCCAGAUCAGGUAUCAGGAAUGGUUACCAGGCGAAGCAAGUGCGUGAAUGGCAAGGUCAGGAUGUGGAAGUGCUGGUGUCAACCAAUGAUGUCGGCACAGUAGAGGAAACGGAGCAACUCAUCGCUGAGGCCUCCCAACUGGGUCCAGUGGGCGGCAUCUUCCACCUAGCCAUGGUAUUGAAAGAUGGCAUGUUGGAAAAUCUGACUCCUCAGCUCUUCCUUGAUGUCAACAAACCUAAAUAUGAGGGCAUCGUUAACCUGGACAAGGUGACAAGAAAGUUGUGUCCAGACCUCAGCUACUUUGUGGCCUUCUCCUCAGUCAGCUGUGGCCGUGGGAAUGCUGGCCAAAGUAACUAUGGUUACGCCAACUCGGCCAUGGAACGUGUGUGCGAAAAGCGCCACUACGAUGGUCUGCCUGGACUGGCUGUUCAGUGGGGUGCCAUUGGUGAUGUGGGCGUGGUGCUGGAGACCAUGGGUGGCAAUGAUGCAGUGAUUGGUGGCACCCUACCACAGCGCAUCACAUCCUGCCUGGAGGUGCUGGACCGCUUCCUGUGCCAGCAGCAGCCAGUGAUGUCUAGCUUUGUACUGGCAGAGAGAACGGUGGUAAAGAGCGAGGCAGGAAGCCAAAGAGACUUGGUGGAUGCUGUAGCUCACAUUCUGGGCGUACGAGAUGUGAACAGCCUGAACGCUGAUGCCUCAUUGGCUGAUGUGGGCCUGGACUCCUUAAUGGGUGUGGAAGUUCGGCAGACUCUGGAGCGUGACUACGACAUCAUCAUGUCCAUGAGAGAGAUCCGCCUGCUCACCAUAAACAAGCUACGAGAGCUGGCCAAUAGCAAGCCAGGUGGAUCAAAUGAAUCUCACCACACUACAACUAAGAGGGAUGGCAUUCGCUCUUUGUCUGAUCUGACCCAGUUAUUAGUCAACCCCAAUGGCCCCACUGUGACGCCACUCAACAAGGUUCAGAGCCAAGAGAGGCCACUGUUCCUGGUCCAUCCCAUUGAGGGAUCCAUUGCCGCCUUUAAGACGCUUGCUUUCAAGCUUAGCAUUCCUUGUUACGGCCUGCAGUGCACAAAAGCUGCUCCUCUGGACAGCAUCCAGUCCCUGGCAGCCUACUAUGUGAAAUGUAUCAGACAGGUUCAGCCAGACGGGCCGUUUCGGAUUGCUGGAUACUCCUUUGGUGCCUGUGUGGCAUUUGAAAUGUGCUCUCAGCUUCAGACCCAGAAUCUACCUGUGGAGGACCUCUUUUUAUUUGAUGGAUCACACUCCUAUGUGGCAGCAUACACACAGACCUACAGGGCCAAGUUGACACCAGGUAAAGAAUCUGAGGCUGAAACUGAAGCCUUGUGUGCCUUCAUCCAGCUGUUCGCUGGCAUCGAGUACAACAAGCUUCUGGAGACGCUUCUUCCACUGUCAGACCUGGAAGCCCGUGUCAACGUGGCGGUGGACCUAAUAACCUCCAGCCACAAGAACAUCAGCCGGGACUCACUGCACUUUGCAGCCACUGCCUUCUACUACAAGUUGAAGGCUGCUGAUGGCUAUGUCCCUGCGACCAAAUACCACGGCAAUGUAACACUACUACGUGCCAAAACCAGCAGUGAAUAUGAACAGAACCUGGGGGCUGACUACAAGCUCAACGAGGUCUGUGAUGGCGAGGUGUCAGUACACAUCAUCGAAGGAGACCACCGCACCUUCCUGGAAGGAGAGGGGGUGGAGUCUAUUACCAACAUCAUCCACAGCUCACUGGCAGAUCCACGUGUCACGGCAAGGGAGGGCUAGACAUACCCAACCACACCCUCAUACCGACUGCACCUUCGCACUAAUUCCACAAAAUUCCCCAAAUGGGUCACUUACUCCAAUUGGUUUAACAUUGUUUUAUACAGUAAUAAUAAUAAAGUAAGUCUUUGGACACAGUAUGUUUACAUUCUGUGUCAUUUUGCCCUAAUAUCCCAAAUGCACCUUAUUCCUCUUUAUUGCACCUUUUCAAAUGUGUUGUGGACACUCUCCCCAGAGCUCUUAGCUGGUAUCUUCCUAUUUGGUAAAUAAAAUGUGCUGCCGGUAGAAGUUCUGAGUUAAGAGUCAUUAUGUUGCCAUGUUUAAUUCAGCCUUUUUUGUAGUAGAGAUACCAAUUUUAAACAAUUUUCUCUAAUCAAGACUCCAGUGAAAUCAUUAGUAAUUUCUAAAUACGUUUACUUGGGCUAUUUUCAUAUAGAGAAAUGCAAAAACCUUUGAAUUGCAUAUUCUAAAGCCUGUCAGUUUUGAAUUUUGCUCAGUCAGUGGAGCGCACAGUAAGACAGUAGACUAAUUUAGAAUAAUAGACUAACUUGAAACAAAAGCUAAUCCCUCCCUCCCAUUAAAUAUAAUUCACAUACCAACUUGUUUCACAGGCUCUGGAUAAUGCCACCGUGAGUAGACCAAGGCAAGCACACUCCUGUAACUAAAUCUGUUCAAACAGAAAAGAUCACCACUACUGUUACUGAGCAUUCAGACCUAAAACAGCCAGGUUCAACUGUUGUUUUUUUUGUGACAAAAAUUUUUUGUCAGAGCCCUCUAAUUUGUCAUUAAUUGAAAUAAGGUGCUGUGUUUUCUUCAAGAAGCUCUGAUGUUGGUCUGAACAUAGCCUCCAACUGCAUGUCCCUCACCUUUAAUGUUUUUUAAAUGAUUAACACUUCAGUCAUCAUGUUCCACAUUUACUGCUAAAAUUAAAAGAACUGGACAGUAAUCUAGUAUAGCAUGAAAGGCUGGCUCUGUAGCUGUGGUGAGCAAAUACUAAGUCAGCUGCUUUUGAAGCUUUUGUCACAUUUAUGCUACUCAGCCCAAAGUCUAUUUCAUAAUUGCACACUAAUGCAUGUUUAUGUGUGUAAAGGAGGGCAGGAGUCUUCUACUGCAGAUGUCCGUUACUCUGCUCAAGUAAUGGCACACAAACUUGCCAUGGUAAAACUACCCCUGACCCAGCACUGCCAAUGCUAAUUAGUUAUUACUGGUAAUACAACAAUUUUACUUUUAAAUUCUCAAAAACAAAUGUACCUAUUGUGUAGAGGAUGCAAUCAUAUUCUGUUGAGUGAUUUUAUGUUUGUAAUGUUGUUGUUUUUGUCAACUGAGCUAAACCAAAACUCACUCAAAUGAUGGCGAGCCUCUAAAAUGAUUAACACAGAGCAAUUUGGUCUGCAAUUGUAUUUCUGUAAUAAACUGCAGCUUCAAUGCAACAAACAUACAAAUCAUGUUAUCUGGUUUUGCCCUUUAAUACAUUAUUCAUCUCUCAUUCACCAUGGUGACCAGCAUGACAUUAUUACAAUUAUCACAGAGUAUCUUUAUCCUGCAGUACUUCACAAACCAAUUGUAGAAUAUCAAGAUGUUUCAUUUGCCAGAGAGAUGACUUGUUAACUUAGGGACCUGUUGAUGAAAUACUAUCACACUUAAAGGCACACAUUGAAAUGUAGAUUUGGUCAGUCAAGGCCAACUUUUCCCAGCUGAUAAACAUAUUGAUGCCAGCACAUUGUUGAGUUGAUUAGUUGCUUUGCUCCUUAACAAAUGAUGGACUUCUCUGUACACAAGGUAUUCACCUUGAGAGUGAAAACUAGUUACAGUAUUUUGAUAGACCCAUAGUGAUGUACUGAAUAGGUUUUGUGUGUAAAUGUCUCACUAAAUGUUGCAUCCUUUCCCAAAUCAGCUUGUAGGCUGUGAAUGACCAUUAGGCACCUGUUGUAUGUGGAUGUAACUGAUCUGAACAGCAGGUCGUUUGAUCUUGAUAGGCUGUGUCCUCCUGGAGCUGUCUCUGACUCCUAUGAACUUCACCAACCCCAGCAAGCAGUCCCACUAUACAACAGCCAACUUGACCACUGAGACCUCUAAUCUGGUCUAUGAAGGGUCAGGUGACUGGGCUAAUGUGGUGAUUAAUUGCAGUGAAAAGGAGAAGGAAGUGACAGUGUAUGCACUACUUAUAUUGUAAUAAUUCCAGUAUGUCUUAUGUCUAAUAAAGAUAUCUCACUCACUUUGA
This is a messenger RNA of Micropterus salmoides (largemouth bass), 10002 nucleotides long. RefSeq names its product fatty acid synthase (gene fasn). The transcript has 42 exons. Gene Ontology annotation, molecular function: phosphopantetheine binding; 3-oxoacyl-[acyl-carrier-protein] synthase activity; oxidoreductase activity. The record is from RefSeq and is a predicted model, not a curated record. Gene Ontology annotation, cellular component: cytoplasm. The coding region runs from base 234 to 7784 and encodes 2516 amino acids. NCBI's taxonomy places the organism in Eukaryota, Metazoa, Chordata, Actinopteri, Centrarchiformes, Centrarchidae. Gene Ontology annotation, biological process: fatty acid biosynthetic process.